Helianthus annuus (common sunflower) is the source of this 993-nucleotide messenger RNA. RefSeq lists its product as uncharacterized. The coding region runs from base 1 to 993 and encodes 330 amino acids. The transcript has a single exon. The record is from RefSeq and is a predicted model, not a curated record. NCBI's taxonomy places the organism in Eukaryota, Viridiplantae, Streptophyta, Magnoliopsida, Asterales, Asteraceae. Gene Ontology annotation, molecular function: zinc ion binding; nucleic acid binding.
AUGCCCUGCAACUACAAACAGUUCAACUCGGCUAAACCACUCAAGUUUAAUGGGUUUGAAGGAGCAACUAGGCUCCUACAAUGGUUUGAGAGUAUAGAAAGCAUAUUCCGUCAUGUUCAGUGUCCUGGUGAGCUCAAGGUAGAGUUCGCAUCGAGUGUUUUCCAAAAGAGAGCACUCAGUUGGUGGAAUGGAGCCAUGAGAGACAGAGGUGCAGACAUAGCGAUGGCACAAACAUGUGAAGAAUUCAAAAAUCUUAUGAAGAAAGAAUUCUGCCCACGAAUCGAAAUGAGGGCACUCGAAACCGAAUUUUAUUACCUCAAACAAGAUAGUGGUGAAAACUGUGCUUAUAUAGACCAGUUUGAAGAGUUGAGCCUACUCUUCCCCACUAUGGUCACACCUUCAGAUCCGGCCAUUGAGAAAUAUAUUGAUGGGCUACCUGAUCCAGUCCAAGAUAUUAUCAUUGGCAGCAAACCCGCAAUGAUCAGGGAGGCUAUCGAACUAGUCGCUACCCUAACCGACUCCCAAGUUAGAAAAGGGAAACUUUUUCGAAAGGGAGACAAGAAACAAACCACUGAAACUACUAAGGAGAAUCUAAAGGAAACAAAGCUUGAACAUUCCAAAAAUUCUAAGAAGCGUAAAGCUUCAAAGAAUUAUAUGAUUGCUGCAACAAUCCCACUUAACUCAGUACCUGUUAAGGGGUCUUAUUGUGGGAAACAACCUAUGUGCAAUCGUUGCAACUAUCAUCACCGAGCUAAUUCUCCAUGCCGCCAGUGUACAAUCUGUGGUCAUUUUGGCCAUCUAGCUGUGACCUGUCGCAUCCAAAACCAAGAUGCCCCUACUCAAACUCGCCCUCACUACCCAGCUGGAGGAUGUUUCAAUUGUGGUGAUUUAAAUCAUUUCAAGCGAAAUUUCCCUAAGCUUGCUAAUGCUAAUAGACGAAUGUUCAAUGUCAAUGAGAUUCAAGCUGAUGAUCAAGUACUUAUGAUCAUUUGA